Drosophila erecta is the source of this 506-nucleotide messenger RNA. RefSeq names its product dynein light chain roadblock-type 1. The transcript is spliced from 2 exons. Gene Ontology annotation, biological process: microtubule-based movement. Gene Ontology annotation, cellular component: centrosome; cytoplasm; cytoplasmic dynein complex. The coding region runs from base 90 to 434 and encodes 114 amino acids. Gene Ontology annotation, molecular function: dynein intermediate chain binding. Lineage: Eukaryota; Metazoa; Arthropoda; Insecta; Diptera; Drosophilidae. The record is from RefSeq and is a predicted model, not a curated record.
CACAAACACGAAUUUAAGCAACCCAAGCAGUCAUUGCAACAAGAAAAGUAUUACAUUUAAGUAAAUUUGGAAGCAAAACUAUAGUCAAAAUGCAGGAAGCAGAUACAGAUCCAAAGCGAACUAAGAGCUACGUGGAGGAAGUAUUUCGCCAAGUGCAGGCGAAACCCGGCGUGGAGGACAUAUUGAUCAUGAAUCACUCGGGUGUGCCGGUUAAAACCUCGAUGGAUCGCCAGGAUGGCUUGCAGUACGCCUGCCUAUAUGACAAUUUGCGGGAGAAGUGCCAGGCAUUCCUCUCCAAAAUGGAGCCAGCUCAAAAUUUGACUCUAUUGAGAGUUCGCACCAAGUACCACGAGGUACUCAUUACGCCAGAUGCCAAGAUCACCGUUUUGGUGGUGCAGAAUGCCAAGGAUACUUUUCUUAACAUAAAGGGUUAGCAUUGUGCUGACUUCAUGAUUAGCGCAAAAGCACUAAAUAAAGUAUUCAGUUAGCCGUUUGCUGUUACCAAG